This is a messenger RNA of Vollenhovia emeryi, 2662 nucleotides long. RefSeq names its product RNA polymerase I-specific transcription initiation factor RRN3 (gene Tif-IA). Bases 369 to 2042 code for a protein of 557 amino acids. Gene Ontology annotation, biological process: transcription initiation at RNA polymerase I promoter. The record is from RefSeq and is a predicted model, not a curated record. The transcript has 8 exons. Gene Ontology annotation, molecular function: RNA polymerase I core binding; RNA polymerase I general transcription initiation factor activity. Gene Ontology annotation, cellular component: nucleus. NCBI's taxonomy places the organism in Eukaryota, Metazoa, Arthropoda, Insecta, Hymenoptera, Formicidae.
GAUUGGUGAUACGCAGGUUACGCUACGCAAUUUACGCUCCAUGUGAAAGCACCCGCAGGCUUCUCUCUGAUUGGAUCCAGUGAGAAUCCUGCAUAAGGUCUGAACCAAUGCAGCCAGUUCAGCUAUAAAGAACAGAUCUAACGUUAAAGUUCAAAAUGGAGGGUGAUUACGCGUCUGUAUUUUUAUAUAAAUCUAUGGCGAUAUCCGCCGAGUCCGCGGAACAUGUGGCCGCGAGCGUAUGGCGAGUGAUUCAACGUUCGCACGUGUGAUAUUAAUACGCGUACAGAGUAGAAACGUGCGUACAACAUUUGCCGGAAGGCAUUAAAACAAAAAUUACACUACGUAAAGUGAAAGCUGUACUCAUCAAAAUGUCUGUGGUAUCCUCGAGAGUCAGCAGCGUGUCGUCUAUACUGAAAACCAGCGGCGUUAGAACGAAGUUCGUCAAGCAACCCGGCAAAGUAUAUUUUAAGCUACCAAGAGAUAUUAAAAAUAUAUUAUGUAAUUUUGCAAAUAGCGAUGGGAUUAAGGAGUACGAGAAGCUGAUACAUUCGCUUAAAGAAUGCGCUGUAAAGGAUAGCGAUUUAACAGAAUUUUUAACCGAGACAAGACAGUGUAUAUCCUUGAUGGAUGUUAGAUACGAAUCGUUUGUUCAAGUACUUCUUCAAAUCGAAUGGACGAAUAGGUCACCAGAAGUGAUUUCAGCUUAUAAAUUCUUCUUGCAAGAUUUGGUCUGCAUGCAGACGCUGCAUAUAAAUAUUGUAAUAAAUCGUCUGGUUGAGUUGUUCAAACCAGAGGAGGAUAGUAAUGCCGAACAUGAAGUUGGACAGUUUAAAAGCGAAGAUAUCGACAGGCUGAAUCACAUACACGACAUACUGCAUAAAAUUUUGGAAUAUGUGCCAAUGUCUGACAAAGUCUUGCUACAGUCCCUUGUAUCGCGAUUUCCAUAUAUUAUACAUGGCACUUAUACACAUGAAAUUUAUAUCCAUGCGUUAUUACAAAUUCUAAAUUAUGCGCCUCAACUGAGAUCUAAUAUUUUGGUCUUCAUUAUUAAUAGGCUAAUGAUGUUGGAUGUUAAUAUACCUCGUGAAGAAGCAAGUAACGACGAGAAAGAUGUAGUUGAUGAUUGCAUCGGCUCAAAUGGGACAGCUGAUAACGACAAUCCGACCGAGAUAAACAAUGAUGCAAAUAAAAGAGAAACUAUCCAUCCAACUGCGCGUACACUCGACUCGUGUAUGGAAUUAUUCCUUAAAUAUAUGCACGAGUUUUGUUUCGCGAACGAUGUUCUGCAGAUAGAGAACUUGAGGACACUGUAUUUCGAUGUUCUCUGCGCAUUUGAGGCAGUAAUAUUACCUACGCACGCCAGUCAAUACGUGCAAUUCAUCAUCUUCUACAUUUGCAGUUUUAGAUCCGUAAUCACGGAAACGUUCACGAAAUGGUUGUGGCAUAAAGUAACCGAUCCUAAUGUAGCACCGGUUCUUCGACAAACAGCUAUUUGUUAUAUUUCUAGCUUACAUGCUACUGCCUCAUUUAUGUCUCCCGGGCAAGUGAAAAUAGCCAUGUUCGACUUGACGCUGUGGAUACACAAAUAUAUCACUUCGCAGGAAGAUGUGGAAUACAUUAACGACGACGUAAAACCACACGUUGUGUUUUAUUCCGUUUGUCAAGCGUUCUUCCACUUAUUCGUCGCGAGGUACAAGCACUUUGUCGAGUCGAAGAACGGGAUAUUAUUUCUUCAGAAUCUUGAUAUAUCGAAAAUCGUUACUUGUAAGUUAAAUCCCUUGAAGAUGUGCGACACCAAGAUCGUUCGCGAUUUCGCCGAUAUUACGAGCACGUAUCAACUAGCUUACUGCUUCGCUGUGAUUGAGGACAACGAGCGCAACCAAUUACCCAUUUUUGGGGUAAAAACCCACCUGCCCGUGUUGGUUUCUAACUUUUUCCCAUUUGAGUCUUACACAUUAGAGCAUAGCGGACACCGGAUAACUCCGUUUUUACGCAAUAAUGUAGCAAAUGUUAACAGUCGAUCGGUUAGAGAAUGCAAAUAAGCGUAUAAUAUAUCAAAUUAAUAAAAUUCAUAAUGCUCUAUUAUAGUCAAGGGCGUCCGGAGGGGGGGGGGCAAGAUGGGGCAUCUGCCCCCCCCCCCCUAGAAUUUGGAAUCGGCAAAAAAUUUUGCCUAUUUGGCAUACCUUGUCGCGGUGAGAAAGCUAUUACCAAAAGGUGUACAUAUAUGUAUAUACACCUUUAUAUAUGUGUAUAUAUUUGAAAUCAUGUAAAUAAUUCUGGAAGUAAUAUUUUAACAAUAUAAAUGAUGCCCCCCCCCUGGAAAAAAUUCUGCGGACGCCCUUGAUUAUAGUAAACAUAAAUUCGAAGGAAUAAGGACUAAAGAGCCGUGACAGGAUGUGUUAAAGAUUACUUGUUUUAAAGUUAGUUUCUUUAGGCUCUUUAGUCCUCAUUUCUUCGAAUAAGAGAUAUUUAAGUAUUCUUGCGUAUAAGAGAUAUUUAAGUAAAUUAUGGUGCUGCAUCUCAAAUCAGCCACAUGCAGAAGUUUCUUUUACUCUUUCGACAGUUUGUAAUAACCCGGAAAAUGAACGAAGUACGCAAUGAUUUAAUUUACAUUCUGACAAAAGGUUAUGUACUGUUUCAAAUAUAAUAUUCUUUAUAUGCU